Messenger RNA from Gekko japonicus, 894 nucleotides. RefSeq names its product LSM7 homolog, U6 small nuclear RNA and mRNA degradation associated (gene LSM7). The record is from RefSeq and is a predicted model, not a curated record. Gene Ontology annotation, cellular component: Lsm1-7-Pat1 complex; U2-type prespliceosome; U12-type spliceosomal complex. Gene Ontology annotation, biological process: mRNA splicing, via spliceosome; nuclear-transcribed mRNA catabolic process. NCBI's taxonomy places the organism in Eukaryota, Metazoa, Chordata, Lepidosauria, Squamata, Gekkonidae. The transcript is spliced from 4 exons. Gene Ontology annotation, molecular function: RNA binding. The coding region runs from base 12 to 341 and encodes 109 amino acids.
CAGAGGGUGGGAUGCCUGUGGAAAGCAAGAUGGCGGACAAAGAAAAGAAGAAGAAGGAGAGCAUUUUGGACCUCUCCAAGUACAUUGACAAAACCAUCCGUGUCAAAUUCCAAGGUGGUCGGGAAGCUAGUGGUGUCCUGAAGGGAUUUGACCCUCUUCUCAACCUUGUGUUGGAUGGUACCAUCGAGUACAUGAGAGAUCCAGAUGACCAAUACAAGCUCACAGAGGACACUCGUCAGCUGGGAUUGGUAGUCUGCCGAGGAACAUCUGUGGUCCUUAUCUGUCCUCAGGAUGGGAUGGAAGCCAUUCCAAAUCCAUUUAUCCAACAGCAGGAUGGCUAGCCUCUUUCUUGAACACUCGAGAGGACUGCCAGAGCUACCCCCCCCCCACCUAAAGCCUCUUUGAAAGGGGAAAUUAUUUGUAUUUUUUUAUAUAGGAGAAGGACCUUAUGUUUGUGGUUUUGUUUUGUUUUUUUACUUUCUGGUUUGGCACUGAUUACAGCCCAUAAAACCCCUCUAUUUAUCUGGGAGGAGUUCAAGUCCUGUACAAGGAAAUGACCUCUCUUGUUGCUUCAAGCCAGCACCCCUGACUCCAGUCUUGAGUGUUAUAACCUUUGGAGUCAGCCACAGAGCAAGAGGCUCAGUAUGAUAUUGCAGCAGGAGAUGUUUGAGGAUUUUUCUUUCUUCCUCUCCUGGGCCAAGGUGAGCCCUCCCAAGCCAGUGUUGUUACUUUGCAUUCAUUUAGGAACCAUCAGGGUUUCUUUUUCCUCAGAAAAAGCUGAGGGGAAGAAUGGAACAGAAGUCCUACCUGCUUUCUUUAAGCUCCAAAUAAAGGGGCAGUGGUAAUUUUUGCAUCAUGUAUUCAAGUGAACAGCCCCUUUGUGGAAUAUUUGUG